Messenger RNA from Daucus carota subsp. sativus, 2016 nucleotides. RefSeq lists its product as uncharacterized. The transcript has a single exon. Lineage: Eukaryota; Viridiplantae; Streptophyta; Magnoliopsida; Apiales; Apiaceae. The record is from RefSeq and is a predicted model, not a curated record. The coding region runs from base 28 to 1989 and encodes 653 amino acids.
CAAACUCUUUACCUCAAGCUUAAAGCCAUGCAGUCACUCUGUAAACGCUCUAAACCUGAUCUCCUCAAACGAGGUUUUACAACCUUACUGAAUCCUCAACACAUAAACCUCGUACCUAGACCCCUAGCAAGAUGCAUGUCAUCCCAGACUCUAGGUGCUUCGCGAUACGACUAUCCGUACCACCAUUACCCACCAAUGGCCUUAACCAAGAACAACUCACCUGCCUAUAGUAGCGCAGGCAAUCCAUGCAUUGACUUCUUCUUUCAAGUUGUUGUCCCCCAAAAGGCUCCAACUAGCAUUGCUUAUCAUUUGAACAAGGCAUGGGAUCAUGAUCCACUUACUACUCUUAAACUCAUUUGCAAUCUUAGAGGUGUCAAAGGCACUGGCAAGGGGGACAAAGAGAACUUCUAUAGCGCCGCGCUUUGGCUGCAUGAGAAUCAUAAUAGAAAUUUGGCGAAUAAUUUGUUGGCUAUGGCCUCGUUUGGGUGUCUCAAGGAUCUGCUUGAGAUUCUGUUCUUGUUAGUUCAAGGUGCUAAUGCUCGAUCAAAUAUUCGAAGUGAUUGGGAAUUGAAAAAAAAGAGAUGUGAGUGUCGUAAUAGUAUGAGGGCUUAUAAUAGGAAAAGGCCUAGCAAGGUAGAGGUGGAAAAGGCGAAGAGGCUGAGAGUUCUGCUGCCGAGAGAAGGGAGGGUUGAAGCGAAUGAGUUGAAAAUGAGAGUGGAGAGCGAAAUGGCUAGCAUUUUGAGGAAGGAGAAGCGGCUGGAGAGAGCUAAGAAGUUGUGGAAGUUGUACAGCAGGGAUAGAUAUUUUGAGUUCUUGUAUGAGAAGAUUUCAGGGCUGUUUGCGGAUAUGAUGAAGGUGGACAUGGCUUGUUUAUAUUCGGGUGACACUAAUGGAAUUAGUUUAGCAGCAAAAUGGUGUCCUUCACUUGAUUCAUUCUAUGAUAAGUAUACAUUCAUUUGUGGAAGCAUUGCAAGGAAGGUAUUUCCGCGUGAAUCUUACCCUGAAUACGAAGGAGUUGAGGAUGCACAUUAUGAGUACAGAGUAAGAGACAGGUUGAGGAAAGAAGUGAUGGUUCCCCUUCGUGAGGCACUGCAGCUGCCCGAGGUUUAUAUGAGUGCACAAAAAUGGAAUGCACUUGCAUACAACAGAGUUGCCUCUGUUGCAAUCAAGAAUUACACUGAUACAUUCAUGUGGCAUGACAAAGAAAGGUUUACUAAGUAUCUUGAGGAUGUGAAAGCAGGGAAGGCGAAAAUUGCAGCAGGAACAUUGUUUCCUCAUGAUAUUAUCAAGACUUGUCUGCAAGGUGAGAGUGAGGGAAAAGAGACAGUAGCAGAGCUGCAGUGGAAAAGGAUGGUGGAUGAUAUGUUACAGAAAGGUAAAUUAUCUAAUAAUAUUGCAGUUUGUGAUGUUUCGCCGUAUAUGCCUGCACUUCCUAAGAAUGUCUCACUUGGGCUUGGUUUAUUACUUUCUGAGUUAAGUGAAGGGCCUUGGAAGGGUCAGGUAAUCACAUUUAGUCAAAACCCGCAGCUUCAAUUGAUUGAAGGAAAUAGUCUCUUGGAGAAGUGCAAAUUCUUUGAAAGUCUGGAGUGCGGAGCCAACACGAAUUUUAGAAGGGUUUUUGAUCAGAUACUUAAGGUUGCUCUUGUUGCAAAGCUUAGCAAAGAGCAGAUGAUAAAGAGGGUGUUUGUUUUCAGUCAUAUGGAGUUCGAACGAGCAUCACAGAACAAAUGGGAGACUGAUUACCAUGCCAUUAGGAAAAAAUUUAAAAAAAAUGGGUAUGAAGUUCCUAAAAUUUUGUUCUGGAAUGUCAGUGGCUUGUGUGCCACACCGGUGACAGCAAAACAAAAUGGAGUAGCUAUGCUCAGUGGAUUUUCGAAGAAUUUAUUCAAAUUGUUCUUGGAUCAUGAUGGGGCAAUCAAUCCUGAGAUUGCAAUGGAACGUGCUCUUUCUGGUAAAGAGUAUGAAAAGCUAGUUUAUUAUGAUGAUUGAUUGGGAAUAAGCACGUUCAUGAAUUGA